GCCCGGGGCACGGGUUGAACCGAGGGAAAGCUGAGGGGCGGCUUCCGGCAGCUCUUUCCUUCGCCGUUCGAUGCCUCGGAAAGGGAAGCUGAAGGCGAGGGCCGCGGCCCCGUCUCCCGGGAUGGAGGGCGGCGGCCAAACUAAAGUCCGGCGAACUGAGGUGCGGACCUCGGUCGUCAUCUGUGACAGUGACGAAGAGGUUCCGGCCUUGGAAGAGUUAAUUUCUUUGAGGAAAGAUAGUCGGGCUGGGGGCAGAGAGAAGAGUGUCUCCAAGUGUAAUAUUUCUCAGAUGACUGAGGAGGAGCAAUUGGCUCUGGCCUUCUUGAUGAGUGAGAGGGAAGCUGAUGAGAGGAACCUGCAGCGAGAGGAAGAGGAGCACCUGAUGAAGAAAGCAAUUGCGGAGAGUCUGCAUUUUCAGGCGCCGUCAAACGAAACUGGUGACAAAGGUUCAGUGCCUAUCGCGCUUUGCAAUGUGGAUGUAGACACAGAGCUUGGAACCACAGGAGGAAAGGAAGCCUCUGGUGACUGUGCUGGGAUUGCAGAAAGAAAGGAGAUCCCAGGUGCCUGCAACGAGCAGGAUGCACUUCCCAAUGGGCAGCUUAUUUCAGAGCGGGUGACGAUGGCCUGCAGUCCUCUGGUUGUAUUAGAGAAGCUGAGUGAGACGAUUGCGAAAUGUUCCCAGGAGUCUAGCAUUGUCCUGUCUCAGGAUCAGAAUUUUGCUAUUGGCACACGGACAUCCCCACUGAAGCCUAUCAGUCCUUUUAAACACCGGACUCCGUUACAAAGUGUUUUGUUGGAUAAGGUGCUCCCAUCCUCCUCUCUGUCAUGGAUGCAAGCACCUGAAUCUAGCCAGGCACAGAGUCAGCACAUACUCACCACACACUGUGAGCCUGAGGGAGAAAAUCCCAAACCUGAGGAAGAAAUGACCUGUAAUCUUGAUGCUCAUCCUGCCUCUGAUAGCAGCACCAAGAGAGCCACCUUUACAAAGACUGAGGAAGGGCAAGGUUUUGAUGAGCGCCCAGUGGUAAUGUUGUCAGCCUCGGCCACGAAGCACUCAUCACCUCAGAAUGGGCUGGUCCGGUAUUUCUGGGGAGUUCCAUUCUGUCCGAAAGGAGUGGAUCCGGAUCAGUACACAGAGGUCAUCCUAUGCCAGCUGCAGACAUACCGCUGCUGCCUAAAGGUGGCUCAGAGGCAGCUUCUUCGCAAGAUGAGGUUUGGGGAGCCAGUGCUGCCAGCACCCAUGGCCAGGAAAGCUCACCGCAGCUGGAGAAAUGAGCAACUCGACAAUGAGACUGGCAGUGGGGAAUCUGAGGAGGAGAAUGCAAAGUCGGCAGAAGGGCUAAGCGAGCAGCCACCUGGGACACAUGCAGGAGAAGACCCAGGAGAAGAACAGGUGCUGCAUGAGUCUUCACCACAGCUAUUAAUUCAAGAAAUGACAGACAAAGAGGAAAACAAACAAUGUGACGGGGCCACGUGUGUCGACAGUAAGGUGGCUGAUUCUGGUCCAAGUGGCAGUUAUCAGUCAGAGGAGGACGAGCAACUGUGCGUUUGUGCCGAUAUUCAGGAGAACUUGAAUAUUGAUAUACAACUAGAGUUUGUGAGACAGAUUCCUGAAUCUAAUACCCAGGCUGCAGAGGUGGUGUUGGUGGAAGAUGAUGCUGGUGGCCAGAAUCUGGAGCCCUCCGUCACAUGCCCACUGUGUGGGGAUAUGUUUCCUGUGGAAAGGAUCGAGGUGCAUGCAGCAGAUUGUAAUGGUUGCAGUGAUGCAUUUGGCACUUUGACACGCCCUCCAGUGCGAUCUCGGAGAAAGGGAAGAAGCAUCUUGUUGCAGAAUGGCACUGCUGAGUACAAUUACACCAGCUCGGAGCCCAGCACGUGAACUUUCUGAUGCUCGAAAUGCUUAGGAAACAUCCUGAUGUUCCAAACUGGCACUACCAUCGUUUCCCAGAAGAUUAGAUGAAGUACUAACCCAUAGCACUUUGUGAGCUUAUCUUCCCUCCAUCUACAGUUCCUUCUUCAACAAAUACAGCUCCCCACCCAGAGACCUUAUUCCCCCAUCCACAACAUGCGAUGCUUACAUCUGAUAAGAUAAUUUAACCUAGUUUGCGAGGAGCUCUACAGCUCUGUUUGUUUACAGUCUUAAAUAUUAAAGUUAUCUCUUCCAUUA
Callorhinchus milii (elephant shark) is the source of this 2167-nucleotide messenger RNA. RefSeq names its product BRCA1-A complex subunit RAP80. Gene Ontology annotation, biological process: double-strand break repair; positive regulation of DNA repair. The record is from RefSeq and is a predicted model, not a curated record. Gene Ontology annotation, cellular component: BRCA1-A complex. Gene Ontology annotation, molecular function: K63-linked polyubiquitin modification-dependent protein binding; histone binding. The transcript has 10 exons. Bases 71 to 1879 code for a protein of 602 amino acids. NCBI's taxonomy places the organism in Eukaryota, Metazoa, Chordata, Chondrichthyes, Chimaeriformes, Callorhinchidae.